UUGCAUGUCCAGUAACAUUGUCCAUUAAAGGCCAUAAGCGUCCAACUGAGCUGUAACUAGUGAUGACCAGAGGUGAUCAGCUGAACCGAAAAGCGUCUUGACUUAAAGACUGAAGAGCUUCAGCUUGAGCCUGGACAGGAAGAUGAAGAGGAAAUUCAGCCUGCUUGUGUCUGUGCUCCUCUUCGUUUCUCCAAUAUCUGGUUACGUAUUUAAGUAUGUAUCGUACACGGGUCCCGACAUGAUGACCUGGAGCGAAGCGCGGAAAUUCUGCAGGGAGCGCCACUCCGACUUGGCCACAGUUCGAUACAACGCAGACGACAAACUGCUGGCGAACACUGAAGGAUUUAUCGGACUGCACAGAGACAAUAACACAGAUGAGUGGAAAUGGUCAAGAGUAUCGAUGCCAACCAGAUAUCUCAACUGGGCCACGAAUGAGCCACAGCCUGACAAACACUGCGGCUUCAAGAUUGAAGGGGAAGUAAAGUGGAGGAGUGAGGAAUGUGACGACGUUCAUCCUUUCGUGUGUUUCGACGAGAGCGUGCUCCUGGUGCAGCAUAAUAAGACCUGGGAGGAGGCGUUAGACCACUGCAGGUGGCUUUGGAGGCGAGAAGAGUCCUGGAGCCUGCGCUUCGACCUCUCUACUGUGAUCAGUCAAAAUGAUGUCACCAACGCACGAGAGAUGGCUCAAUAUGCCACUACUGAGGAGGUGUGGACGGGCCUGCGUUUCCUGGCUGGACACUGGUGGUGGGUGGGUGGAGAGCCGGCGGAGUGGACCAAACUGCCCAGCUGUCGAGUCCUGUGGCAUCCUGGACAAACAUGGCAAUUUGAAGAUCAGCGACUGCGCAGAGAGACGAAACUUCAUCUGUGACAAGUUGCCCCGCAAAAAAAUCAUUGACAAUUAGGUCCAGCAAUAAAUAUUUCAACUAUAAUUAAAUAAAUUUGCACUUUCUGUUACUCAAUUGUGUGACACAUCAUAGAUAAGAAACAUUUAAACUCAUGACGUUACUUUGAAGCAUUAGUUAUACAUAUUAGUAAUACUCACUUUGUACAGAAAACAUUAAUCCACAACAAGUAUAUUAACACAAACUGUCUUUGAGCAAAGUUGUGACAUAUUCUUCUAUCAUUCUCUCAUUGUGAUGAUUUUGACUUUCCCUGGUUUCCAUUAUUAGAACUUGUUGAGUUUGUUUUAUGUGCUUUGGGUUAUAUUAUCAGUCUGUUUUGUGUUGUAAAUCCGUUGUUUUCUGCAUCCAAUGUUGAAAAUGCAUUGCUUUUUUGUUUGGAGAGACAGAAAGAGAAAAAAAAACUGAUGGAGUUCCUCCCUGACCCUUCUGUGUAUCUCUGAUCCCUCCUGCUGUUCCCAUUUCUUCGUGAGUCGAUCGCCACCCUCACAUCACGUUUCUAAUUUUCUACUUCACUGACCACCUCUUGUCUCCUGCUCCUUGCCACUGUAAACAGCAUCUCCCUGUCUGUCUGUGCUUCUUCGGUUACCUCCUGCCCGUCCUCUCAUCCCUGCCUCCAUUCACGUCCUGGAGCUGACCCUGUCAAUAAACUUCUUGAAACCGUUC
Molecule: messenger RNA, 1565 nt
Organism: Salarias fasciatus (jewelled blenny)
Lineage: Eukaryota; Metazoa; Chordata; Actinopteri; Blenniiformes; Blenniidae
Product: C-type mannose receptor 2-like
Exons: 4
Coding region: 143-868 (241 amino acids)
Source: RefSeq, a predicted model, not a curated record